AGCGCAAUACCCAGCGCAUACCGAGCCACCCGCGCUUGGUCUGAUAGUCUGAUAGUCUCCUUUAUAACUUGACCGGAUCACGGCUUAAAAGUGAAAUUUCAUGUUCCUUGCCUUCUCACCUAUCUUCUCUCCUACAUAUAUAUCACUUAUACAAACCCAUAGCCAUCGUCGUCGUCGUCGUCGUCAUCACCAUGGCUACGUUCGCCAGUCUUCCCGCUGAGUUGCGUCUAGAGAUCUGGGAUCUCGCCUUACACCAAGAAGCACGCGAUCGCUUACUUAUAAUUGGCCAGACCAAGAAUGCUCCCAUCACUAACGAGUCGCCGCUCUGUCUCUUACCCCUCAAGCACCACGCAAGCCCGCUGCUCUCGGUCAAUUCCGAGAGUCGCUAUCAAGCCAAGGCCUUCUACACAGCCAAGCUUGAUGUCUACGAGGUUCCUCGCCUCUCCAAAGAAGACAUCAAUCGCAACAGCAAAUCCUCAUACCAAGUGCAAUACAUCAACAAAGCCAUACAAACCGCCAGCGUGGUAAAGGGCUCUAUCUAUCUUAGUCCGCGAUAUGACUUCUUCGUCUCCAUUCGAGGCAUUGACACCUUCCCGUAUCUCGGGGAAGAAAAGAAAGAAGAGUUGCUCGACAAGCAGCAAGAGAACCAGGAAGCCCCCCGCCACUAUAUCACGGCCAAGAUACCGCCCGAGAUCGCCAUGAAAGUCCGCAACGUCGUCUGUAUACAGAAGAACCUAGACAGAGACGACGACUUUUACGAUUGGUGGUGGACAGACACGUACAUGGAGAACCUCCUAUACAACCGGGAGGAACUCGUGCGAUAUCUCUGCGUCCCGCCUUUCCGUCCCCGUUUAUACGGACCCGUCUACGUUAAAUACCUCUGGAGGGCAUCCGAUUUCAAGCAGAUCCAGAAUUACCUGCAUCUAUGGCUACCGCAAGAAGAACUAGAGAGUUUCGUUUCUAACGUGAUCAAAAACCGCGGUCGCGGCUCUUACAACUUCCGGGAAUGGUCACUGCAUCCGCAUAAUCGUAUACCUAAGUUGGUAUUGCUCGACUUAGAAGAGGAUGCGCAGAAGCAAGAUGAAGACUGCGCACCGGUUGAGGCACCGGUUGAGGCACCAGUUAAGGCGCAAGUCAAGACCUUAUGAUAGAGGAUUAAGAUCAAUUAGUGCGAGUUAUUUUUUUGGUUUGGUG
Daldinia vernicosa is the source of this 1194-nucleotide messenger RNA. RefSeq lists its product as uncharacterized. Lineage: Eukaryota; Fungi; Ascomycota; Sordariomycetes; Xylariales; Hypoxylaceae. The record is from RefSeq and is a predicted model, not a curated record. Bases 192 to 1148 code for a protein of 318 amino acids. The transcript has a single exon.